Messenger RNA from Triplophysa rosa, 6742 nucleotides. It is a transcript of the gene p2ry13, whose product is annotated as purinergic receptor P2Y13. Gene Ontology annotation, molecular function: G protein-coupled purinergic nucleotide receptor activity. The transcript is spliced from 3 exons. Gene Ontology annotation, cellular component: membrane. NCBI's taxonomy places the organism in Eukaryota, Metazoa, Chordata, Actinopteri, Cypriniformes, Nemacheilidae. The record is from RefSeq and is a predicted model, not a curated record. Gene Ontology annotation, biological process: G protein-coupled receptor signaling pathway; negative regulation of adenylate cyclase activity. The coding region runs from base 4610 to 5521 and encodes 303 amino acids.
CCCAAACACAGAGGAUGCCUACCCGAUGAACCAGUGAAACCUCAGACCUCCUUUCCUCUAUUCAUAUUCUUGACUGCUUCCCCUGUAAUGCAGAAGGCGUGGGAAAUGUCCUAUUGGGCAAUUCAACUGUGCUGAAAUAGUGGGAUUAUAACACCUAGUCCAAUUAAGCGAAUCAGUGGACAUCCUCUACAAGAACAUCAGGUUUUACCAGGUUUACACACCUGGUUAAGGGUCUUUCUCAAGGGCACCACAGUGGCAUUGAAGACGGAGGGGGCAAAUGCUGUUUAUUUCACUAAUCUAACAUAUAUUCCUAACAUAGUCACAAUCUAGACUCUUAAUAUAAGAUGUAGACUAGCCAUGAUCCAGAAUGCCAGCUAUUGUUGUGGAAAAAUAUCAGUCUUGUAGUUCAAAAAAUCUCUCAGACAAAGAAGGUCCGGGUGUCAAGGGGUUAACUUUAUUUGCUCGAGUCAAACAAAGUGAGAUGUUCCAAGUCAUCUAAAAACCAAGUGUUUUCAGUCUACAGUUAUAGUGAAACUUCUGAAAGGUGGUCCUUUCUAAAACCAAUCAGGUAGAUUCCCGUUAUCUCUUAUUUUUAUUAACCAAUUGUUAUUUUCUGCCACCAAUAUAUCCCAGGCAACAAGGUGCGUAUUUAUUCGUGGUAGGCUGGCUAUUACCUAAUUUUUAAAAUAUAUUUUUAUAUAUCCUCGCCCACCACAAUUAUGUAAUGGUCAUCAUGACCUGUUUCCUUUUCUUCACCUCCUGUGGUAAAACUGUGGCCUUGCUCAAUGUAGAUUAUAGUCAUAGUAACAGGGCGGAACAUGCCCAGAUUUGGUCAUACUGUAGGGUUGGGGCCGGAAAAAGUCCCCAGAUUUCAUAAACACUGCCAGACAUCAAAAACACAGCUGUUCAGGGUGCUUUUCAGAAUCUCAUACAAAUGUUUUUAAAACGAAGAGCAAUACAUAGUGAAUAAUGAUCAAAAACAUAAAGACAUAUCAUGAAAUUCCUCCAUACUAUUUGCUGAAGUUCAUCUUUCAAACCGAACAGAAUGGAAUGCAGUACUCUUCAGGUGCUUUUGCUACCCUUAAAAAGUUUAUUCUAAUGUUAUUAGUAACUUUUAUUGACAUACAAUUAUUCUAGAGAAAAAUAAAGUGUAAUACAUGUUAAUUACAAUCUUGUAUGUAUUUUAAAUUUAGUCGUAGGAUCACAAGACUUUUUCAAAAUAAUUUCAUGUCAUUUUUGUCUUUGCACACAUGAACAGAAACUGCACAACAACAGGUCUGCUAUGAGACACUUGGAAGAACACUUGGACAUGGAAGCGCGUGAAAUUAUCCACUAGUGAUCGCAUUUAAUGUAAAUGCGCUGGAUGGAGCUGAUAAGAGCUUGAGUUGUUUGUAGAUGAGACUCGCACAAACCAGCUCAGAAUGCCGAGAGAAACCAGAGCAUUUCACUGAAGUCUACGCAAGCAUUAUGAUCAAAGCGUUUGAAACGCAUCUGCAAAUACAGUUUACAUUCGCGUUUCCUAACUUUGCAAUGCAUAACACAUCAAUUAUAACGCAUAUUUCAUAGAUGCUGCUCUUAGAUACUAAGAGUUUAAUGAAAAGUCAUCAAUUGGAUUUAGGGAUCCGGGAUUAAAUCAAACCAAAAGUGCAUGCUCAUGUAAAGGCAGUGAGACACGCAUCUCACGCCAUCGAUACGUGCCCAUCAUGCCCAUUCAAACAGCACCGUUAGGUAACCUACAGGUACAUCUAAAAAAAUUAGAAUAUCAUUAAAAAGGUCAAUAUUUUUUGUCACUCAUUUCAGAAAGUGAAACCCAUAUAUUAUGUAGAUUCAUUACACAUAGAGUGAAAUAUUUCAAGCCUUUAUUUCUUGAAAUUUUGAUGAUUAUGGCUUACACAUAAUGAAAACCCUAAAUUCAGUGUCUCAGAAAAUUACAAUAUUAAUAAAGAAAAAGAAUAUUUUAAACAGAAAUGUCAGGGUUCUGAAAAGUAUGUUCAUUUCUAUGCACUCAAUACUCGGUUGGGCCUCCUUUUGCAUGAAUUACUGCAACAAUGCGGCGUGGCAUGGAGGCAAUCAGCCUGUGGCACUGCUCAGGUGUAUUGGAAGCCCAGGUUGCUUUAAAUCAAUCGGAACAAUUUAAGACAUGUAAACCUUUAGACAUAAUUGCUUGCCUUACACGAUGUUACACAAUGGGUGUGUGAUUAUAUUAAAUGCAGGCUUAUAUAUACGCUUAAAUUAAGCAGCAACAUAUCUAAUAAUACACGUCCAGAAGAUGGCAAAUUUGGACGUCCAGGGACGAGUAGAAAAGACUUGGAAAUCACGGCCAGGUGACGUCAAAGACAUCCGUUCAACGUUCAUUUUGGAACUAUUUUUCACCCGGGACGUGUCGGACUGACGUCUUUUCAACGGUCAUUAAACGUCCAAAUGUUUGUUGGGUAGCUCCACCGCUUGCGACAUCCUUUGACAUCACACAGUGGUCGCGUGCACACAAUUCCCUGUACUAAACAACUUGUCAAAGUAUGUUCUGUGACUGUGCAUCCCGGCCACAAGUGCACCUUCUGAGAGAACAAUCAGCUUUUGUGGGCGGAGUUUGGAGGAGAGACGUGAACUGAAAUGGUUGUCAGUCAGAAUUGCUUGCAUGGAUGUCUUUUUUCUUUAAAUCGUUUUGCAGUGUAGCCUAUAAUAAUCCAACAGUUUUCGUUUAUUCAUAGUUUAUAUAUAUAUAUAUAUAUAUUUAUUUAUUUAUAGUUAUUUAAUAUUGAAGGACACUUGUUGUACAGUACAUUCUUUCACCAGUCAGUUAUAGGCCUAAUAUAGGCUAAGCAAGAAGGGAGAGGGCUCUAUUUUUGUUUUAAUUUAGCCUACCCCUGUUGAAAAAACAGCAUAUGCUGGGUUAGGUAUGUUUUGAUACUGGUUUGACAAUCUUAAACCAGCUAAGGACCAGCACAUGACCACCUUAAGCCAGUGCAAACCAGCAUCAAAACAUACCAAACCACUAUACUGUUUUUUCAACAGGGACUUGUUUUGCUUAAUUUUAUUUCAAGUUAUAUUGUAUUAUAUUGAAAAGCUAGAUAAAAUAUAAAAAGCACAUUUUGACCAUUCAGUUUAUACAAUAGUAAAAAAAUUGGCUAAAUAAAUAGAAGAAAUAAGAAAAGCCGUGUUCGGUAUUCGGCCGAAUUGUUUCAUUUUUAUUCAGCUUCGGUCAAGAAUUUUCAUUUCCGUGCAUUCCUAGUCCAAAGAGGUCAUAUGCUAAAGUUGCCUGAAUUUAAUCAUUGAGUAGGUAGGCGAAUAGUGGGAGGUCCAUUUACAACCGGUUGUUAAACAACGUGGUUGGAGGAUAAAGUGCUGGAAGCAUGGCUGAGGGCCGUCUCUGGGAAUAACCUUGAGGUGUACUGCUCUGUGUGUCGGAAGGCAUUUAGCAUAGCCUUGUUUAUCUUUCUAAUAAACCUUGCAUUGGGUUAGUCACUCAAUUCAUUCUCUUGUGCUUCGUUCCCACCCUUCUGAAUUAUGUUUCAUUAAUAAGGAGUUAUUACAAACUAAGACUGUUUAGUUGUGCUAUCUUACAAUCAUUAUAUAGUAAAUGUAAGUUAAUGUGUAGCCAAUGUAACCGAUUAAAACAAAAAAGUGGCGAUGAGGUCUUAAAACGUAUGGAAAGAGUCUUGAAAAAGGUCUUAAAAAGUAUUAAAUUUAGCUCCAUGAUUCCUGUAUAUACCCUGCACACACAGUUCUACUUAUAUGGUAUGUAAUUGUGAUCAUCAGAUUACAGUCGUAAGUAAUUAGUCUUUCUUGACUAAAAUAUAAUGUGCUUCAAAAUAUCUAUGAAACCAUGAAUAUUUGUGAAAUCUUUUCUACUUUUACAAAUGCAAAGAAUUAAAUAAGGCAAACAACCAAAGCAAUGAAGUACCCUGCGACGUUGAAAAAAGAUUUACUGAACAAGUGUCAAUGUGUGUUGAGUUGGGAGUGAGAACGGGUUGUCAGGAUGAUGGAACCAGAGGUGCUAUGAAACAUAGUUUUUUUUUACCUUCAUAAAUACAAGUAUUUCACAUACAGUAAAGUGACAAACAUCAUAUUCCAAUCUUGUCUGUUCGCAUUUAUUUGCGCUGUAUUAAACAAAAUACUGGAGUCAUUGGAUCGCUCUACUGAUGGAUGUUUGUGCUUUAUGGAGGAGCUUCACCACGUUGAGCCCCAUUUAAGAUUACAUGACAGGGUUUUAAUGUCAAAUUAUUAGUUUGUGUUCAGCUAAUGAAAUGAAGUCAGAUUCAUCAGUGACUACAUGAUGAGUGAAUGUAAUAAAUAAGUGACAUGUCAUGACACCAUGAGUCUGAUAUAUCAUGAACUGGAGAAUAAUCUUCAGCAGCACACUUUACGACGGACGAGCGACAGGAAGAGAGACAGGAAGAGUCACACACGAUUACAGCACUCGUCACACAAGUCAGUAUCAUUAAUGUAUGUCUUCUUCAUGUGUGAAAACAUUGGUUCAGCAGCGGCACCGGUGGUCCAGUGGACUGUGCUCCAGCACGUUGCAUGGAAAGUUCAAAUCCUGGCUCCUUUCUUCAUUUGCUCUUUGAGUUGGCUUGAGUUUUCUCAUUGACAGGCAGCCGACACGAUAAAGAUGAAUGUGAGUCAGCUCAACACGUCUCUCAAGUGCGAGCGGGACACAAGCGUCACCUCCGUCCUCUUCCCCUGUCUGUACGCAGCUUUAUUCCUGCUGGCCGUGCCAAUGAACGCUCUGGCCGCCUGGAUCUUCUUUCAGAUUCACAGCAGCUCAACAUUUGUGUUUUAUCUGAAGAACGUGGUGGUGGCGGAUCUGCUGAUGACUGUCACACUGCCCGUGAAGGUGCUGACCGACGCCGGCUUGGGCUCCUGGCACCUGCGGGCCUUUCAUUGCCGUUACUCGGCGGUCCUCUUUUACAGCACCAUGUACGUGGGCAUCCUUCUGCUGGGACUCAUCAGCUUGGACCGUUACUUAAAGAUCGUGCAUCCAUUCAGGAAGAGCCGGCUCCAGAGGCUUGGGGUGACCCGGGUCCUCUGCGCUGUUAUCUGGCUGAUGAUGUUGUCAUUGGCUCUGCCCAACGUGGUCCUGAGUAACCGCACCCCACAGACGUCCUCGAGCGCUCGACUGCGCUGCUCCAGGAUGAAGGGUCAGGCGGGACUCGUGUGGCACGAGGGCUUCAACUACUUCUGCCAGCUGCUGUUUUGGGGCACGUUGUCACUGAUGCUGGUGUGUUACACGUUCAUCAGCAGAAAAGUGUUGGAGUCGUACCGCGUGUCACGCAGCAACAGCGCCACAGCCACUAAACAAACCACAUGUGUUUGUGGUAGUGGGAGUUUUCUUCCUAUGCUUUGCACCCUUCCAUCUUGCCCGAAUCCCCUACACCCUCAGUCAAACCCGAAACACGUCUCAUGUCCAGUGUUGGACUCACGACCGCCUCUAUUGGGUCAAAGAGAUCACGCUGUGGCUGUCAUCGACAAAAGUGUGUCUGGACCCUCUCAUUUAUGUUUUCUUGUGUCAAGUCUUUCGUAAGAAACUCACGGCCACUCUGAGUCGUCGACCAGAGGUGUCUGUGACCGAGUCCACCAUCAGAAGAGAAAUGCCCAACAUGCCUCCUCCUAAUGUCAAUGAGAAUGAAUGCUAAUGUCCAUCUCUCUUCUGCAUGUCAUUUAAACCACAUGAAAACUACACAUAAACCCACUAAACUGUGUGCAGAAAUGGUCUGAUCUUCAGCUCACAACGAUCCGCAACACACAAGCUGACUGAAUAAAAAUGACACAGAGUUUUUAAGGUUCAGUCUGGAGAAGUACAUUAAGUAAACCUCAGUAUUAUUGACACUGUAAUGUGUUUUUCUGAAGAAAGAUACUCUGUCUGUGUGGAUGUGUGGUUCUGGUAAACCCCCUUCAGUGUGUGGACCAAAUGUGCCCACUAUGGCCAAAAUAACAAGAGUUUUUGACUUUGGUCCCCAUGAGGAAAAAUCAAACUAAAUGAUGUUGAAAAUGUUAAAACGCUGAAUGUUUGUGUGAGGGUUAGGGGUUGAGAGUAAGGUUUAGAAAUCAUUACGUCCACCCAAAACAUGAAAACCCAACAUGUUGUCACAUUGGAAUGAAAAGAUUCUAUCUGCUUUCUGAGCAGUUUUGAGUUAUUGUGCUUCAAAGUUUUUGCAUUUCAUAUUGCAAAAUGAGUAACAAGACAGACAGAAACCCUGUAUUCUAAAUGUACAAUAUCAAAACAUUAAAACAUAAAACUAGUGUUGUAAUAAUGUGUUGACAUGUAUAAAAAAAGUUACAUUUCAUAAUUCAGGAUUAAUCGUUUUGUCUUGUUCAUGUUAAGCAUUAAAGGCUUAUAUUUUAUAUUUAAAAAUAUUUUAGUACUUAAUACUUUAUUUCACAGAAAGUGUUACAGGUAAAAUGGUUUUCUCUCCAGGGAUAAGUAUGACUGAAAUAACAUGCUGAUGUUUAGUAUUGUAAUUAAGAGCCCAUCAAUUAAAUAGUUUACUGUUUGACCUUAUAGGCUUACAACUGUAAAAUGUAAGACAUUUCAAGAACUUAAUUUUAUAAAAGAUGAAGAUAAACAAAGCCGAUCCUGAUUGGUCCUCUUGUGUGCAUUCAUAGAGCUGAUGAACUCACAAAUAUAAUCCUAGAACCAAGUUUGAUUAGAGAGAACCUUCAAGUUUUCUAAUACUGCCAUGCGGAUGUCUGAGUCAUUUGGACACGUAUCACUCUUUGUUAUGUCACCUUUGUAUUUGUUACA